Phaeodactylum tricornutum CCAP 1055/1 is the source of this 1619-nucleotide messenger RNA. Its product is annotated as dihydrolipoamide acetyltransferase. Gene Ontology annotation, cellular component: pyruvate dehydrogenase complex. NCBI's taxonomy places the organism in Eukaryota, Bacillariophyta, Bacillariophyceae, Surirellales, Neidiaceae. Gene Ontology annotation, molecular function: dihydrolipoyllysine-residue acetyltransferase activity. The transcript has 2 exons. Gene Ontology annotation, biological process: pyruvate decarboxylation to acetyl-CoA. Bases 141 to 1619 code for a protein of 492 amino acids. The record is from RefSeq and is a predicted model, not a curated record.
CAAAUUUUAUUCCACACAGUCCGAGCAGUUUGUGUGGUUUUGGGGAAGAACGAGACGGAUUCAUUGGCGCAACCAAGAUUUGGCUAUUGGACUUUGCCGACUAUCGACCACUAGUACAGCAAAAGUACACAGUACAAUCAAUGGCUUCCCGAACGCUCUGCCAACGUACUUGGCUGUUGGCGAGCAAACGUCCGGCAGCUUGGUCGAAUUCGGUGGGAAGAUCUACCGGUAGAGCGCCUUCGCUGGAGCUUUUGGGAGGCUAUCCAGUGCGCUUCUUCUCGAGUUAUCCACCUCAUGAGUUAGUAGGUCUACCAAGUCUCUCACCGACGAUGGAAUCCGGAUCCAUCGCCGCUUGGAAUCUCAAAGAAGGCGAGUCCUUCAUUGCUGGUGAUAUUUUCUGCAGUGUAGAAACGGACAAGGCAACCGUAGACUUUGAAGCACAGGACGAUGGAGUGUUGGCAAAGAUUCUGGCACAAGCCGGGCCCGACGAAAUCAAGUGCGGCGAUCCCAUUAUGAUCACCAUCGAAGACGAAGCCCAUCUUGGGGCCUUUGCCGACUACACACUCGACUCAGGAACAGAGUCAUCACCACCAGUAGCGGAUGCUGCCCCGACCCCAACCGCAUCACCCCCCUCUCCGAAAUCUUCACCGGCCGAGAACAAGGGUACUCCGGAUGGGACGACGUCCGCCACGUCACCAGAUACGGGUGAUCGUAUCGUGGCGUCUCCUCUGGCCCAUAUGCUGGCGAAGGAAAUGGGCUACAAUAUUUCCAAGAUCCCAGGCACCGGGCCAAAUGGGCGAAUUAUUGCGGCGGACGUGAAAGAGUACACCCCGGGUGCCGUGGAAGAUGCUGAUACAGUCGACACGCCGGCACCCGCUCAGGCGGCCAUGAAAAGCUCCCCGGCGCAGCCUGUUUCCGGAUCGGGAUACACGGAUUAUCCCUUGUCCGAAUCGGCCAGAGAAGUUGCCGCACGUUUGGCUCAAGCGAAACGCAACGUGCCGCACUACUAUCUAACUGUAGAUAUUGCGGUCGACGAGCUCUUGAAAAUUCGGUCGACUUUGAACGCCACCUUGGAUGAGAGUGCCGCGCUCGGAGUAUACGAGCUCUUGCUUAAAGCCGCAGCGCUUUCCAUGAAGGCGGUACCCUCCGCAAAUGCUUCCUGGAUGGACAGUGUCGUGCGUGUGUACGAUUCGGUAGAUAUUAAUGUUGUUGUGGGUAGUGGUGAUUCGCUCGUGACUCCCGUUAUUCAAAAUUGCUCCAGUAAAGGUCUCAAAGCGAUUUCGGAAGAACUCGGUUCUGCGGUAAAAGCCUUGGAAGAGGAUGACGAUGCGCCUAUUGGUGGCCUCGGAACGUUCACGGUUAUGAACCUUGGUAUGUACGGCGUAAAGUCUUGUGCCCCGAUUAUUCGGGAACCUCAAGCCUGCGCCCUGGCGAUUGGUGCUUUGGAAACACGAAUUGUUCCUAACGACGACCCCGAUGCGGAAGAUAUUUACAAGGAAAGUGUCAUGUUUACAGCGACACUCAGCUGUGAUCAUAGAGUGGUCGAUGGAGCCGUUGGAGCGCAAUGGCUACAGGCCUUCAAGUCACACGUUCAAAAUCCAACCACACUCUUACUCUGA